Auxenochlorella protothecoides is the source of this 1884-nucleotide messenger RNA. RefSeq lists its product as hypothetical. Lineage: Eukaryota; Viridiplantae; Chlorophyta; Trebouxiophyceae; Chlorellales; Chlorellaceae. The transcript is spliced from 7 exons. The record is from RefSeq and is a predicted model, not a curated record. Gene Ontology annotation, molecular function: glycosyltransferase activity. Bases 1 to 1884 code for a protein of 627 amino acids.
AUGGCCCUGUGUAGACCUCUGCUAGGCCUCAUGCUGCUACUGGGCCUGGCCCUGGAUGGAGAGGCCGGGAGCAGCGUGCACACUGUGUUCCCCACCGAGUGCACCCGAUACUUUACAUGGCAGUCCAUGGGCAUGAUGCUAAGCCACCGCCUGGCGGGCCAGCCCGGCCCCCUGACCCGGAUCAUGUCGUGCACCCACGAGGAGCUGGAGGCCAUGUCCCCCGAGGAGCGCAACAUCUGCCCAACCCACGUGGCCCCCUCCUACACGGUGCACCCCCGCACCGGCGACAUAUACUCCGCCUACAACAAGCCGGUGGCGGUGAUCGACUGGCUGGCGCGCACCGAGAUCAAGGAGGAGUACGUGCUGAUCAUCGAUGCCGACAUGAUCAUGCUCACCCCCUUCCUGCCGGACGAGGUGGGCGCCUCCCGCGGCUGGGCGGUGUCGGCCUACUUCUCCUACAUGAAGGGCGUGAACAACGAGCUGGCGCUGAAGCACGUGCCAGAGGUCACGCCCCGCAACGACACCCUGGCGGGGCCCAGGGGCCGGCGCGGCGACAUGGUCGGCGGCUUCACCCUCAUGCACUCCGAGGAUCUGCGCCGCGUGGCGCCCCUCUGGCUGAAGUACUCGGAGGACGUCCGCUUCGACCCCGACGCGUGGACGCUGUCCGGCGACCACUACAGCGUGAACAAGGGCGACCGCCCCUGGAUCUCGGAGAUGUACGGCUACUCCUACGCAGCCUCCAAGUCCGACGUAUGGCACCACGUCGACCACUCCGCCAUGCUCUACCCGGGCUACAACGUCAAGGUACUGCCCAAGGUGCUGCACUAUGGCCUGAAGAUCGAGGUCCCCAACACGCCCUGGGUGUUUGACAAGCACUACCACUACGACUUUGACGCGAUGAUGUGUCCGCCCUGGGACCUAAACGACCCGCCCGCGGGCAAGAAGGGCGGCCUCUUCCCCCGCACGCCCCACCCCGAUUCCUUCAAGGGCUCCGACUCGGACGUGCUGCGGGACCUGCUGGCCAUCCAGACGGUGGUGGUGCUGAACGCCGCCUUCUGCGAGCGGCACGAGAAGGCCUGCCCGCCCUCGGAGCAGCUGUCCACGGAGUGCGCGGCGGCGCGGUCCACCCUGGACGCCCUCCAGCGCCGGAUGAAGGAGCAGGUGGACCGCAUGCCCGACCCCUGCCGCAACAGCGACACGCGGUGCGAGGGCUGGGCCAAGGCCGGCGAGUGCCAGAAGAAUGAGGGCUGGAUGGCGGAUUACUGCUCGCUGGCCUGCGCCGGCUGCAAGCCCAAGACGCCGCCGGCGCGGCCGGGCACCAAGGCCCCCGUGCUGACCGACGGCGAGGGCGCGGGCCUGAAGAAGGGGGGGGGCGUGGGACUCCUACGCGGCGCGACGGACGCCGGGGUCCUGGCAGGCAAGGACACGGCCAAGGAUGCGGGGGCAGCGACGGACGCCGUCAGCGGCGGCGACUCCGGCGGCGCCGUCCCCGCGGAGAGGGUGGAGCGCCUUCGCGCGCGCUGCACGCGCCAGCCGCACUGGAGCAUGGGCGCGGUGAAGGCCUGCCUGGCCGCCGCCAGCAAGGGGCGCGAGUACCAGCACCCCAGCGAGGCCUCGCGUGGCGCGGGGGUGGGGUCGGAGACGGUUCGCACGCUGGGCGAGCGCACGCGCCGCCUCGUCGCUGGCGCGGGCCAGAGCACGGCAGGCGCGGCGGGGAGCGUGCUGCACACCCCCGGCAUCCUGGGCUUCGUGGUGUGGGCGCUGGUGCUGCUGGUGCUGCUCGCAUCGCUGCCGCGGGUGCGCAAGUCGCUGGCCACGCCCGUGGCGCUGGGAAACCGCACCUUCUUCGGGCGGCGGGGCGACAAGUCGGGGAGGAGCGAGUGA